Molecule: messenger RNA, 914 nt
Organism: Gymnodraco acuticeps
Lineage: Eukaryota; Metazoa; Chordata; Actinopteri; Perciformes; Bathydraconidae
Product: cytochrome c
Exons: 3
Coding region: 181-498 (105 amino acids)
Biological process (GO): mitochondrial electron transport, cytochrome c to oxygen; mitochondrial electron transport, ubiquinol to cytochrome c
Cellular component (GO): mitochondrial intermembrane space
Molecular function (GO): heme binding; electron transfer activity
Source: RefSeq, a predicted model, not a curated record
UCGUAACAGAAGGACGUAUGGAGUAUGAUGAAACUGGUCACAUGACUGAUGACGUUCCAGCGGGAGUAACUCCGGUGAUGCACGUUUGUGAAUCACUUGACUGAGAGAGCCGGUAGAGGAGGACGAAAAGAGAGGAAUUAAGUCUCACUUAGACGACUGAACACAACCAGAAAAGAAACCAUGCCUGCAGAUAUUGCCAAAGGAAAGAAGGCGUUUGUCCAGAAGUGUGCCCAGUGCCAUAGUGUGGAGAAUGGUGGAAAGCACAAGGUCGGGCCUAACCUUUGGGGUCUGUUUGGACGCAAAACAGGCCAGGCAGCCGGCUACUCCUAUACUGAUGCCAACAAAAGCAAAGGCAUUGUCUGGGAUGACGACACCCUGAUGAUCUAUUUGGAAAAUCCCAAGAAAUACAUUCCAGGAACAAAGAUGAUCUUUGCUGGCAUCAAGAAGAAGGGAGAACGCACGGAUCUUGUAGCAUAUCUCAAGUCUGCAACUUCAUAAAGAACAUUUCAUAUGUGCAGCUUUGCUAUUAUUUUGUGCCCUGACAAACGGUUAAAGACGAACUCACGCCGUUCUUUCAAAACCAGGCACAACUGCAAACAAGUUAUUAAUGAUAUUGGCAUGACAGUUCACCAUCUUUGUCACAGCUGUACCUCUGUUUCUGACAUGAUCCACGUGUGGUGGACAAGCAAUGCAUAAAUCCCCUGGUUUUAACAGGUUUCAUUUUUCUAUCAUAAAUUAUUAAACCAUAUACUGUGUGUUCAGAAUGUAGGGACUGAAAGCUGUAUUUUGUCAUUGUCAUCCUGAUUUUCUUGAUUAAUUAUGAAGUUGUAUGCCUUAUCUGCUUCCAAUUUUAUGAUGCCUUUUUAAUGCCUUUUCUGAAUUUGCAAGGUGAAUAAAAUUGACACUAAAUGUUA